Molecule: messenger RNA, 5208 nt
Organism: Alligator sinensis (Chinese alligator)
Lineage: Eukaryota; Metazoa; Chordata; Crocodylia; Alligatoridae
Product: collagen alpha-1(VII) chain-like
Exons: 55
Molecular function (GO): protein binding
Source: RefSeq, a predicted model, not a curated record
AUGAGAUUGUCAUAUGCUGAGCUACUCACUGUAGCAGCCCUCCUGGCACAGUACAGGACCGUGGCUGUGCAUGAAGUGUGUGGGACAGCAGAGGUGGCAGAUAUUUUGUUCCUCAUUGGAGGAUCCCAGACCCUUGGGAACAAGGACUUCCGAGCAAUCCAAGACUUCAUCGACAGCGUCAUCCGGACCUUCGCGAACGUGGUGCUGGGGAAGGCGGGCAUUCGGCUGGGCGUGACACUUUAUGGUGAGAAGCCAAGGAUGGGGAUCGAGUUGGCAGAUUCCACCACCAUUGAAGAGGUGCUGGAGGCCGUUCGGGACCUCUUGUUCAAAGGGGGAAAUGUGAAAAUGGGGGAUGCCCUGACAUUUGUGGCCCGCACGGUGUUCCACCCAGCGGCGUCGAGGGACGAUGCAGCAAAGAUAGUUAUUUUAAUAACCGACGGGGACUCUGCCGAUUCUGUUGAAGAUGCAGCUGUAGCACUGCAGGACGCGGGAGUUACAGUGUUUGCUGUGGGAAUUAAGAACGCCAAUAAGAACGAGCUGAAGAAAAUAGCUUCAGAGCCCACGGAGGAACACGUGCUUUAUGCGGAGGAUUUCCACCUGCUCCAUAACCUGUCCCCCAAACUCUCCCGCAGGCUGUGCUUCACUGCCUCGGAGCCCCCACGGCCGGCCAAGAUGACUGUGAAUGCUGAGAAGAUUGUCGGCCCUCGGGAUCUGCUGGUCACGGAGCAAGGUCACAGCUCGUUGAGGCUGACCUGGACUCCUGCCAUGGGGAAGGUGUCGGAGUACCUCGUCCUCCAGCGUUUGCUCUCAGCUGCUGGGCAGCCUGCUCCUGAGGACCAGCGGCAGCUGGUCGUGGACAGUGACAAGAACACCGUGCUGGUGCCAGACCUGAAGCCCAACACCAAGUAUUUCUUCACAGUCCAGGCCAUCUACCCAGAUGCCCCCAGGGAGUCGAUGACUGUCAAAGGGAAGACGACACCUGUGCCUCCAGUGACUAAUUUCCGGGUCAUUGAAGAAGGCCUCUUCAGCCUCAAGGUGGCUUGGACGGCUCCCCUGGGGAGGCUGGAAGGCUACAAGAUCUACAUUCCCAGACCAAACAUGCCUGGGAUGACCUAUGAGCAGAUUCUGGAGGCAGAUGUCACAUCUCAUGUGCUUCCCGACCUGCAAGAGGAUAAAGAAUACACUGUCAGCAUCUACGCCAUGUAUCCAGAGGGCCCGAGCCAACCGGCGUCUGUGACAGCAAGAACAUUGAGGUUCCUGCCUACGAGAAGCGUCUUGGUGCAGAAUGAAACCACCAACACCCUCCAGGCCAGGUGGAUGCCGGUCCGAGGGGCUUCUGGUUACAGGCUCACUUGGGUGUCCACAGAGGGCAGUGUCCAUAAUGUGAACCUGGAUGCCACUUACACCUACUACAUGAUCCAGGGGCUGCAGCCUGGCACAGAAUACACCGUCACCAUCAACCCCGUCUUCGGGGACAUCGAGGGGCCUGUGGUGAGCAGAAAGGCAACUACCUUGCCAUCAAGUUCUGUCCAGGCUCUGAAAGUGGCCGAUAUAACGAUCAGCAGCGCCCGGGUCUCCUGGGAUGCAGUCACGGGAGCCAGUGGGUACCGAGUGGCUUGGGGUCCAACUCCAGAAUUCUUUGGUCGAGACCGACUGCGACAGACGGUUGUGAACAGCUCCGUCACAGCCUACCAGCUCCGAAGCCUGGCCCAUGACACGGAGUAUGUCAUCUCCCUCUACGUGCUCUUUGGUUCAGUGGAGGGACCUGGGAUCACAACUUCAGCCAGAACAUCUCCACUUGGCUACGUGUCCAAUUUCAAGGUGACGUCCUACACAAGCACAUCCAUUUCUCUCGCAUGGAGCAUCACAGCUGCAGCCACCAAAUACAAAAUCACCUGGAGCCCAACAGGAGCAGAUGGAGAGCGAGCUAUUGCCAAGAGCCAGUAUGUGGGGAGCAGGGUGCUUGCAUAUCGCAUCGACCACUUGCUGCCCAGCACGCAAUACAGGGUCAGCAUUCGGCCCGUGUUCAGCAAGUCUGAAGGCCACGAAGUGACUCUCACUCACCAGACAGCCUCUCUCACAGACUUAAACCCCGUCCAGACUCUCCGGGAUUUGCGAAUCAUCAACACUGGAAUAAAUAGCCUGAAGCUGUCCUGGAAGAAGACCCCAGGCAUAACGCACUAUAAGAUUUCCUGGGCCCCGUUUGGUGGUGGCUUGGAAACCUCGCAGACAGUUCCAGCAGAGCCCACGUUUUUCACCAUAACCAAGCUGCAGAAGAGCAUGACAUACAGCAUCCGCGUGUCUUCAGUCACUGGGGAACGAGAGGGAAGCCCAGUGCUUCUCACUGCCAAAACAUUGGAUCUGCCCAAAGUGACUGCGUUCACAAUUCAGGAGGUCACAGAGAGCAAUGUUUUACUGAACUGGACAGGUGUUCCUGGGGCAUCGGCGUACUUGUUAGCCUGGCGCCUGGCAUCAGGUCCUGAUCUUUCCAUGGAGCGGUUGGCUGCUGGUUCUAGGUCGUAUCGAGUGCCAGGACUGAAACUGGGAGGGACGUACGUGUUUUCCAUAAGGGCAGUCUUUGGAGAGAUGGAGGGGCCUGAGACCAGCAUCACUGAGCAGAUAGUGGGAUCUCACGGGAAUCCUUCCACAUCUGCUCCUACCAUUACUUCUAUACGAACUGCCAUGGCGAGUGCCUCAUCGACCGAUGCUGGGAAGGCCAGGACCACUCGUACUCUACCAGCCACCCCUAUGACAUUAAGAACAACCCCAGCAGCUACAGCUGCUACAGCAUCUUCACCCCUGACAACUCUUGCUGGGCCAAUCUGCGGUAGGUUCAAUGCUGACAUUGCAUUCCUGGUGGAUGAGUCCUCAAGCAUCGGCCAGAGCAAUUUCAAUAAAGUGAAGGACUUCCUCUUCCGGAUCGUCUCCUAUUUCCCCAGAAUUGGGCCUCAAGGGACGCAGAUUGCUGUUGCUCAGUACAGUGAAGAGCCCCGGACUGCAUUCCAUUUUAACCAGUACAAGGAUAGGAAUGGAGUCCUGAAAGCCAUCCAGGGACUGAGCUACGUUGGAGGCAACACAAAGACUGGUCGUGCCAUGGCCUAUGUGCUAAAGGAGUUAUUUCAUCCCUCCAGAGGGUCCAGGCCAGACUUCCCUCGUACCCUGGUGUUGGUGACUGAUGGACAGUCACAGGACGAUGUGCUCCCACCUGCCAGAGCAGUCCAUGCUUUAGGAAUCGGUGUCAUUGCUGUGGGCAUCUCCAGAGCGGACCCUGAAGAACUGAGUAGCAUUCUGCUUCACCGCAACCUGCAGAAUGUUUUCUAUAUCAACACCUUCGAUGACUUUCCCCAGAUCAUCAGGGAGCUUAUAGAUACCAUAUGCUCGGACUUGCAGCUGCCAGAAGCCCAGCCACAGCCUGGGCAGGUUGCUGGACGCAAUGCGAACAAACCACAGCAGUCUGGUGACAUGGACAGGAAAUCCUUGGCCUAUGAUCCAUCACCUGUUGACCCACAAAUCGAGGGACCCCCGGGGCCUUGUGAUUCCAAGUGCCUGAAGAGCUACAGGGGCUUGCAGACGGGCAGGGGUUAUGAUCCGUUCGGCUUUGCAACAAAGGGAGAGAAAGGAGAGAGGGGUCUACCUGGGAAGGAUGGGAUUCCUGGACUGCCUGGCAGACCCGGACGGACAGGGCCCCCCGGCUCCCCAGGGCGGAUGGGUCUUCCAGGUAUCCAAGGCGAUAUUGGGCCUCCUGGAUAUCCAGGACCAGCGGGGCCGAAAGGAGACAGAGGAGAACCAGGCUAUGUCCUAGGAGGUGUGGAAGUGAUUCCUGGCCGAAACGGACAGCCCGGCCCUCCGGGGCAGAAAGGGCAGCCAGGCGUUCCUGGAGUAGCAGGACCACCGGGGCUGCCAGGACCACAGGGACCUCCAGGGACAUCCACAAAGGGAGAGCCAGGAAACCCAGGAAACAGGGGGAGAGCUGGCUUGCCCGGCCCCAUAGGGCUAGAUGGUGCUCCAGGAUUUCCCGGACCGAGAGGGGAAAAGGGGCAGGCAGGGAUAGGUACCCCUGGCACGCCUGGCUUGAAGGGAGCGGAAGGAGAAAAGGGGGCAAUGGGACUUCCUGGAGCAGAAGGACAGAAGGGUGAACCAGGAUUGCCCGGAGAAGGAGGACCAGCUGGCCCAAGGGGUAAAAAAGGCCAAGACGGUGUCAAGGGAGAAAAGGGGGACUGUGGAGAAGCCGGGCCGAGGGGACCUCAAGGAAUUGCUGGUCUUCCGGGAAGAGUGGGGCAGAAAGGAGACCAAGGGAUCCCGGGAUUUCCAGGUGCUCCAGCGAUGGGGGUUGUGGGACCUCCAGGCAAGAAGGGCAGCAGGGGGGAUAUUGGACCCAUUGGUCCCCCUGGACUGCAAGGAAACAAAGGAAUGCAAGGAGACAAAGGAGAAAAGGGAAGUCCAGGCUUUGGCAUUCCCGGACAACAGGGAUUGAAAGGACACCCUGGAGAAAGGGGAAAUGUAGGUUUGUCUGGUAAACCCGGUCAGAAGGGGGAAAUGGGCCUGAAAGGACAGAGAGGUCAACCAGGAGCACCUGGGAAACCAGGAGAGACCGGACUAAGAGGUAAAGAUGGAGAACCAGGGAAGAAAGGGGACACGGGGACCAAGGGAGAAGCAGGUGUCCCUGGAGAACCAGGAGAGAGAGGAAUCAGGGGUCCUUUAGGGCUUCCAGGCCGUCCUGGAGAACAGGGGGUAAAAGGAGACAUGGGAGAACCUGGAAGGGACGGAGUCAACGGAGAGAAGGGCGAGAAGGGCGAAUCUGGGAAGCCUGGGCUGCCUGGGGCACCUGGAAGUGCUGUGUCUGCUGUGGAAAACAGCAUCCCCCUCAAAGGUGAUAAGGGAGAUCCAGGUCCUCCUGGCAAAGGAGUGGAAAUCAAGGAUUUGGAGAGGCUUUUUGAAGCAUAUGGUAUCAAGUUGGCUCUUCUGAAGGAGCUCACUGACCUUCUCCUGAGAGAGGGCCUGGAAGUGAUCAUCCAGCAUUUGGCCAGCUCCAGGAAAGGCAAGAUGUCCAAGAAAAAGCAAGCCACUGACUACCCUGGCUUGCAGGGUUCACUGAAGUAUGAUAUCUCUAGUGAUGCUCUGGCCAGCAUAGAAAUGACCAAUGAAGAUCAGGCCAAAAGCAAUGACCAUCAGUUUAUGGUCCCAGGCUCUGUAAGACAACCCGCUAAA